Messenger RNA from Candidozyma auris, 660 nucleotides. It is a transcript of the gene YAF9, whose product is annotated as YEATS domain-containing protein YAF9. Gene Ontology annotation, biological process: regulation of DNA-templated transcription. The record is from RefSeq and is a predicted model, not a curated record. NCBI's taxonomy places the organism in Eukaryota, Fungi, Ascomycota, Pichiomycetes, Serinales, Metschnikowiaceae. The transcript has a single exon. Bases 1 to 660 code for a protein of 219 amino acids.
AUGUCUAAAAGGAUAAAAAAUGUCUCCAUUUCUGUACCUAUUCUUUACGGUAAUACCGCAAAACACUUGGCGAAUGAGAAACGGACAGAAAAGACCCCACCUGAUCACACACAUGAGUGGACUGUCUUCUUCAAGCCAGCCUUGGACAAUGUUGACCUUACUCCACUCAUUAAAAAAGUUACAUUCAAACUACACGAAACUUAUGAAAACCCGGUCAGAUCAGUCGAGAAGCCGCCCUAUCAAGUCACGGAAACGGGUUGGGGUGAGUUUGAGAUCAUCAUAAAGGUGCACUUUCAUCCUGGUGCUGAAUUGGGAAUCAACGAAAAAAAUUUCCAGAUUUUCCAUGGUCUAAAACUUCAUCCGUACAAUCCACGUGCACCGAAAAGAGAAAAUGGAGAGGUGUACUCUGUUUUGUUUGAUGAGCUCGUGUUCAACGAACCCACAGAAGCUACGUUUGAGAUUCUCACAAGAAAACCCUCGAAUCUCCUACCCUACAAGCUUUCAGAUCCACUGAAACGUGAUCAAGAGUACUUGCGAACAGAUGAGAUAGACGAGCUAGCGAGACUUGACGUUUACAUCUCGAAAGUGAAGGAAGAAAUAGAGAAACAGCGCCACGAGUAUAAAGAACUCGAGCAACAACGAGCAGCUUUGCUACAAUGA